AUGGCCUUGAAGUUCCUCAGUGGGCACAGCACUGGUGGUAGCAGUUCCGGCGUCAAGCAUUUUGACAUCAGACUUGACAACGACUAUAUCGUCUUUCGAGGUGCCGAGGACGAGGCUGCCAGCGCACAGCUUGCUGGCUCGCUGGUGCUGUGUUUGACCGAACCUCUGAACAUUUCCCAUGUACAACUAACCCUCAGCGGCAUUAUACACAUGUCAUGGCAAGCCACCUCCGCAUCGUCCAUGUCCGGCCGGAAGAGUGCAUAUCGAGAGAAGACCUUUUUCGAAAAAUCAUGGCCGUUCAAAGUAAGCGGGAAAGAGAAAAGUCAAAUGUUGCUCCCAGACAACUAUGAGUGGCCUUUUGACUGUAUCUUGGAAGGAAGUCUUCCGGAGAGUGUCGAGGGCCUCAAAGACGCAUGGAUCAUAUAUCGCCUCAAGGCCGAGAUUGGCCGAAGACGAGGCAAGGACAUCGUGGUGAGGAAACCACUCAGGCUCGUGAGGACGCUCGAUCCCAGUGCUCUCGAGCUUGCUCAUGCUAUGAGCGUUGAAAACAUAUGGCCCAACAAGAUCGAGUACUCAAUCAGCGUACCGAGCAAGGCCAUAAUAUUCGGCUCGUUCUUGCGUGUCGACUUUAAACUCAUCCCACUUCUCAAAGGCCUCGUCAUUGGCAACAUCUCGACCCAAGUCCGUGAGGAGCAGGAAUUCGUUGUUGACCCUGAAUGGAAUGUGUCGGCAUUGUCAGGAGGGAUGUCGAAACACGACCGUGUCAUUGCGACCGACAAUUACACGAUCGAUUCGACAAGGGAUGAGCAGAUCAUUGACGAGGCCGCUGAGGGGUAUCAGUUUUCGCGAUUCGUGGAAUUGCCCAAAUCGUUGCACCAGUGUCUGCAGGACUGCAAUGUCAAGGGCAUCAAAAUCCGGCACAAGGUCAAGUUCAACGUGCAGUUGCACAAUCCUGAUGGACACAUAUCGGAACUCCGUGCCAACCUGCCGGUUUCUUUUUACAUUUCUCCCAACCUCCCAAUCAACGAGCACAACGACUUGGUGGACCAAACACCGCAAGCCAGCCGUGCAGCGGUGGAGAAUGACAUGAAUCAUUCGGCACCCCCACUAUACGGUCAACAUACACUGGACAAGCUGUACUCGGAGGUGGACCCGAGUGGUUAUCUUACUCCUGGGCUGGCUCUGUCGACACCAGGAACUCCGUAUCUGCACAGUCGUCAGCCUUCGCUCGAGAACCUGCGGUCACUGGAUGCUAUCACUAGCGGUUCAACUGGUGCAACCACGCCCAAUGGUGGAUCAGUGAACCCGGCUGCUCUGCAAGACCGCCUGCGUAACCUGCACGUUUCGGGACCGUCGAACCUUGACCGAGAGCCAGCGCACAGUCAUGAUGCAUCUCGACGCAAUUCCGAUCCUAACAACGACAGCUACUUUGGCUCGCAGUAUGCGUCAGGGGACAACACACAGAACAGUAGUGGUGUACUCUCGCGACGUGAGUCGGAGGAAGACGAUGGAUUCCAAUCUGGAGCUCGGACUCCAUUCCCGCAGUACGCGCACAUGGAGGACCUGGCAAGAGUACCAUCGUAUAGCACGGCGGUCAAAGCACCUGCACCCCAGUCAAUAGGGGCCGACCUCCCCACGUACGGGGCCGUGUGCACCAGGCCUGGGCCGCCAGCACUCUCGGCCCCACCCAGCGCGUAUCUGAGAGAUUCGAGAGCUGCGGGUAGCCUGAACGGGACACUAACUGGGCAGUCACCACCACUAAAUCGAAAUUUGAGUACACUGCAGGACGACGAACGCCGAUUCAGGCUAAUGCAGAUGAGAGGUCGGUGA
Molecule: messenger RNA, 1830 nt
Organism: Cyphellophora europaea CBS 101466
Lineage: Eukaryota; Fungi; Ascomycota; Eurotiomycetes; Chaetothyriales; Cyphellophoraceae
Exons: 3
Coding region: 1-1830 (609 amino acids)
Biological process (GO): ubiquitin-dependent endocytosis
Cellular component (GO): plasma membrane; cytosol; cytoplasm
Molecular function (GO): protein-macromolecule adaptor activity; ubiquitin protein ligase binding
Source: RefSeq, a predicted model, not a curated record